Molecule: messenger RNA, 624 nt
Organism: Magnolia sinica
Lineage: Eukaryota; Viridiplantae; Streptophyta; Magnoliopsida; Magnoliales; Magnoliaceae
Exons: 2
Coding region: 1-624 (207 amino acids)
Source: RefSeq, a predicted model, not a curated record
AUGGAGAGAGUACAUACUCGAAUUCCAAAAGCUCCAAGAGCACAGAGAACUUGCAUCCACUUUCCCAAUCUACCCCUUCCACGUACCCAAAAUCUCCAAUCUCCAUCUUCCUAUCCCCAUUCUACCCCUCCUCUCCAUCAAAAACUACAAAACCCACCAUCUCCAUCUUCUCAUCACCACACCAUCCAUGAUCCUACCUCGAAUCUCGUCAUCCGUCUUUCUCAAUUACACACGUGCGAGAAAAAAGAACUGGGCCCGGGCCCUGGCCCGUUUAAGUCUCCCUCAUAUCGGGUAGAGAGCUCUUCUGAUAAAGAACUGAGAGGUGAGAAGAAUGAAGGGAGCAUAAGAGAUAUUGUCCGUCCGUCUCCGCCACAAGCAGAGAGUUUGAUCAGAUCAAGGCAGUCGAAACGAUUGGGUCCGCGGCAAAAGAAGGCAAGGAAGGAGCUGUCGAUCUCGAUCUCACUCUCCAGGGAAGAGAUAGCAUCUGACUUUUUGGAGAUGGGAAUGAAGCUGCCUCGGCAACCGAAGAAGAGGCCUAAGAACGUGCAGAAGAGCUUGGAUAGACUAUAUCCGGGCACGGGGCUGUUCAACAUAACUCCAGAUUCAUACGAUAUUCCCCGUUGA